CAGAGCUGUCACUGCUGUCAGUGUCAUAUGAUUUGCAGGGGUGUGUGGUGUUUGAUUUGGUGAAAGAAAAAUGAUUUUCUACUUAACGUUGACGACUUUGUUAAUUUCCACAGCACUAGGUGCUGGGGAAUUUUCAGUGCUGCAUCAUGCUCCAAGUCUUACCUUUAGGGGCCAUGAUGCCCUUAAAGAAAGCACUUUAAAGGAUGUUUACGCUGCAGCCCUUGGUUUUUCCACUGAACACUUCUCAAACUGGAAGGGCAUGUUCCUGUCAGACCCAUUUGGAGUGGCCCAGGCUAUAGUAACUGUGUAUGUGGAUGGGGUAUCUGAUAUAGACCAACAAAAGGGCCACCACUUUCCUCUUAAGACUGACAUAGGCGAAUCUAAGGUCUACAGAAGUAUUGAAAGAAGAAUCGAAGAACAUUAUCCUAAUGAAGAUACUAAUUUAGUCAGGGUUCGUCUAGCUAAUGGAUUAGAAGAUAUCCACAAGUACAAAAUCUUUGAAGACAUCGCAUCUGGAGACUCAAAACAACUCAACCACAAAGCCUUGAAAUUAGAUGUUGAUGAAGACAGAAAAUUCAUCAAAGAAAUUACAAUUUUAAAUGAAAUUGCCCAAAGAAUCGAAGAAGGUGAAAUCAAGAGAGAUAACAUCCCUGAUCUAUACUGGUUCGAAGUUUCGUCUCUUCAUGCAGUUUCAGACUUGUAUGGAGAGAAUUCUACACAAGUCUUGGAAGCGAAACAACUUCUUAACGAAUGUAUUUUAAGACUUAACUCUGCUUUCAAUAAACUUUAUAAUGGAUAUGUCCUUGUCACUGUUGUAACGAGUGAUGCCAGCCACACUAGGAGAGGCAGAAGCAUUCUUGCUGCUGAUGAACCAACUGAUGAUAAAACCAAAUACAACUUGGCAAGUUACUACAGCAAGGACUACCCCGUCAUCUUUAAUCUCAUCUUGUGGUUUGGGGUAGUGAUGUUAUUUUCCCUCAUCGCUAUCUGCAUGGCUAUUGGUACUAUGGAUCCGGGCCGCGAUUCAAUCAUUUACCGUAUGACCAGCACCAGAAUGAAGAAAGACAAUUAAGUCCACUUUGUUUUUCAAUGUUCAGUUAGGAGCUAAAAUCCAAGUUUAGUACAGUCAUAUAUAUGAGUGUUUUCUUCUUGUCAUCAAUACAAAGCAGUUUUUAAAGGACAUGAUAAAUAGCUGAAUGUUGAAAAAUUUAUUUCUUAGAUGUGGAAAGUUUUUGAUGGUGUUAGUAGUAUAAUAUGUUCACGUCACAACAGUGUAUUUAAGAUCACUAGAAUAAAUUAAAAGCCUAUAAUUUUUCUUUUCCACAAAUUUUAUUACUUCGCAAAAAAGUAAAUAAAUGCUAAUGAGUAAAUUAUAUAAAAACGAUAUUUUUCAACAUAUUUGUUGCAAGGCUAGUCUAUAACCUUAAAAUGUAAAGUCACAGGAAUGAGUGUUUGCUCAUCAAAGUGUCGGAAUGAAAGUCAUAAGUUACAGAACCAUUGGAUGUACCAUUUUUACCUUUACAGAAAAAGGGGUUCAUGGGUUUUCUUACAAAAGCAGUUUUUAAAGCGUGACCAGUACUGUUUGACCCUGGGACCUCUUACUACCUUAUACAUAUUUAGUAUCAUUCAUUAUCAUAAUAUAACCUAUAUAGAGACUAAUGACGCCAAAAAUAACUUACACUUUCAAAUUUACAAGUAUAUAAGAACCUGAAGUGAUAUGUGCUUAUUAAAUAUUUAAGUAUCAUUUUGUGCAUUUUACUCAUUAUAUAUUACACUUUAUUAUGAAUCAUUACUUAAUUAAAUCAUACGGUUACCACAGAAUGAUUAGGUUUUUACAAUGCUUUUGAAAAGCUGCACUGUUCUGUCAAUUGUGUGAUAGAAAGCUUUAAGUAUCACUCACUUUGUGUCUGUGAAUAUUGUUUUAAAUAAUGCAUUACUUUUUUGUUAUGUAAAUAUGAAUUAAAAUAAUUUAAAAGUAUUAUUAUAUUGUAUAUUUUCAGUUCAUACAUUUGAAGGUUGUUUUUCGAGUAGACACAUUCCCUUGUAAAUAAAAAUAUUAAACAGUACAA
This is a messenger RNA of Diabrotica virgifera virgifera (western corn rootworm), 2069 nucleotides long. RefSeq names its product ATPase H(+)-transporting accessory protein 2 (gene ATP6AP2). The record is from RefSeq and is a predicted model, not a curated record. Gene Ontology annotation, molecular function: signaling receptor activity. Gene Ontology annotation, biological process: positive regulation of Wnt signaling pathway. Gene Ontology annotation, cellular component: membrane; external side of plasma membrane. The coding region runs from base 71 to 1072 and encodes 333 amino acids. The transcript has 5 exons. NCBI's taxonomy places the organism in Eukaryota, Metazoa, Arthropoda, Insecta, Coleoptera, Chrysomelidae.